Centropristis striata (black sea bass) is the source of this 7384-nucleotide messenger RNA. RefSeq names its product epidermal growth factor receptor substrate 15-like 1. Gene Ontology annotation, cellular component: clathrin coat of coated pit; plasma membrane; cytoplasm. The coding region runs from base 142 to 2925 and encodes 927 amino acids. Gene Ontology annotation, molecular function: calcium ion binding; cadherin binding. Gene Ontology annotation, biological process: endocytosis; endosomal transport. The record is from RefSeq and is a predicted model, not a curated record. Lineage: Eukaryota; Metazoa; Chordata; Actinopteri; Perciformes; Serranidae. The transcript has 27 exons.
AAAUUGAUGAUUGUGCAUACAGUGUUGCCAAGGUGAAAUGAUGAGCUCUUUAGUGUAGAGUGUGAGGCUGCUGGUGUGUCCGCUAAGGGGAGUGUUGCCUCGGAGAGGGAGGGUCGGUUCGUUCCCGCAGCAACAGGGAAGAUGGCAGCUCUCACAUCUCUCACCCAGUUGUCAAGUGGGAACCCUGUAUAUGAGAACUUUUACAGACAGGUGGACCCUGGGAAUACAGGAAGAGUUGGACCAACAGAAGCUGCCUUGUUCUUAAAGAAGUCUGGACUCCCAGACAUUACACUGGGAAAGAUCUGGGAUUUGGCCGAUCCCGAUGGCAAAGGUUAUCUGGACAAACAGGGAUUUUACGUAGCUCUGCGGCUGGUGGCUUGUGCUCAAAGUGGCCAGGAUGUCAGUUUGUCCAGCCUCAACCUCACAGUCCCUCCCCCCAAGUUUAAGGACACCAGCAGUCCGUCUCUAAGCAGCACAGCUUCUGCCUCUGGGGAAUUACACUGGGCUGUCAGGCCCGAGGAGAAGAGUAAAUUUGACGGGAUUUUUGAGAGUUUGGCUCCAGUCAAUGGCCUGCUGUCAGGAGAGAAGGUCAAACCAGUCCUGAUCAACUCCAAGCUACCUCUGGAUGUCCUUGGGAAGGUUUGGGACCUGAGUGACAUAGAUAAAGAUGGCCAUCUGGACAAAGAUGAGUUUGCAGUGGCCAUGCACCUGGUGUACCGGGCCCUGGAGAAGGAGCCUGUUCCUGCACUCCUCCCCUCUUCCCUUAUCCCUCCGUCUAAGAGGAAGAAGAGUCUGGCCUCCGUGGCCGGCUCUAUGCCUGGACUACCUGCAAGCCCUCCACCACCAAAAGACUCUCUACGCUCCACACCCUCCCACGGCAGCAUGAACUCACUGAACAGCACCGGCAGUCUGUCGCCCAAACACACACUCAAGUCUGGACAGCAUUCAUUAAACUGGGUGGUCCCAAUCGCUGACCGUGGUCGCUAUGACGACAUUUUCCUGAAGACUGACGCUGAUCUGGACGGUUUUGUCAGCGGACAUGAAGUAAAGGACAUCUUCAUGCAGUCUGGACUUACUCAAAACGCACUAGCUCACAUAUGGGCUCUGGCAGACACGAGGCAGAUAGGCAAGCUGACCAGGGAGCAAUUUGCCCUCGCUAUGUAUCUCAUCCAGCAGAAAGUCAGCAAGGGCAUCGACCCUCCACAAGCCCUGACUGCUGACAUGAUCCCACCCUCUGAGAGGGGCACUCCCGUACCAAGUAUGUCAGGAUACAUGACCCCAGUGGGAUCAGAGAUGGCCGCUCUGUCUGAAAUGAGACGGGACAGCUCUAGUUCAGUAGGUUCAGGGGAGUUCACUGGCGUCAAGGAGUUGGACGACAUCAGCCAAGAGAUCGCCCAGCUGCAGAGGGAGAAAUACACACUGGAGCAGGACAUCAGGGAGACAGAGGAGGCCAUCAGACACAAGACUGCAGAGGUGCAGGAGAUGCAGAAUGACCUAGACAGAGAAACAGCCAGCCUGCAAGAGCUGGAGGCUCAGAAACAAGAUGCCCAGGACCGGCUGGAGGAGAUGGACCAGCAGAAACAUAAAUUGGAAGACAUGCUUAACGAAGUCCGCAUCAAGUGCCAGGAAGAGUCUCAGAUGAUCUCAACCCUCCAGAGUCAGAUUCACUCCCAGGAGUCGGAUUUGCAGAGCCAGGAAGAAGAGCUGAGCCGGGCCAAGGCCGACCUGGGCCGACUGCAGCAGGAGGAGAACCAGCUGGAGCAGAGUCUGGCUGCUGGCAAGAUCCAACUGGAGACCAUCAUAAAGUCUCUGAAGGCCACGCAGGACGAGAUCAACCAGGCUCGUAGUAAGUUGUCUCAGAUUCAGGACAGCCAACAGGAAGUGUCUAAAAGCAUUGAGCAGUACAACAGUACCUUGAACGGAACCAAUGGAGGCAGUAUGACCAACCUUGCUGAUAUGAGUGAGGGCUUCAGUGACCGAGAGAACGGAGGAUUCCCAGCCAUGGAGGAUCCAUUCAAAGUGAAGCCAUCUGUGUUCAACAAUCAGCCUCAGGAGCUUCACACCGACCCCUUCCACUCUGAAGACCCCUUCAAAACAGACCCAUUCAAAGGUGACCCUUUCCAAAAUGACCCUUUUGCAAAACCACCAUCAACAUCCGCAGAUCCUUUUGGAGGAGACCCAUUCAAAGAAACAGAUCCGUUCAAGGCUUCAUCAGAAGAUUUCUUCAAGAAGACCACGAAAAUAGAUCCCUUCUCCACACCGGACCCCUUCAGUAAAAGCGCCACAUUACCUUCCAAGCAAACCAGUCACUUCGCAAGCAACGACCCAUUCUCUUCAAGCAAUGCCAAACCCAAAGGACCAGACCUGUUUAGCACAUUGGAUCCGUUUGGCAGCAGUUCGUUCAACAGCAGCAGUAACAGCCCGGCUGGAUUUGCAGACUUCAGCCUAAUGUCGAAGCCCAGAGACCCUUUUGAAGGCCGGGCCAGCUGGCUGCCAGACUACCAGAAGUCAGUAUUUGUGGAUGACCCAUUCACCAGGAAGAAUGACACACCAGCUCUGCCCCCGAAGAAAAGUGUUCCCCCAAGGCCCAAACCACCCAGUGGUAAGAGUACACCUGUGAGCUCCGGCACAGCUGACCCAUCCAAACCAUGUGACCCCUUCCAGCCAUUUGGGGGUGAUGCCAUCGACCCAUUUCAGAGUAAAAAAGGCCUGGGAGACCCGUUCAGUGGCAAAGACCCUUUCGCCCCAUCCACAGCAUCAAGACCUGACAAAGUAAAGUUUGGGAAUGAAGCUCAGCAGCUGGAGUGGGCGAAGCGAGAAAGUGAGCGAGCAGAGCGCGAGCGGCUGAAACGGCUCAGACAACAGGAGCAGGAGGACCUGGAGCUGGCCAUCGCCCUCAGCAAAGCAGAGAUGUCCAACGCAUGACGUGGAACCCUUAGCAUACACAAACACACACACACGGCAUAUAGACUUGCUAACAUGACUGACAUGUAAAUAUUAAGACACAAUGCAAAUGACUGGACUAACAAACUCUGGGCCAUGAACACACAGGACCUGCACCUCCACUAUUCACAUUCCCCCUACGACGCGUAAUGACUCAAUGAAUGGACCUGAAAGAACUUCCAGCCAAGUCUAGCCACUGACCCUGCAUCCAAACAAACAAGUCAACAAAACUGAGGGCCCAGAAUCAAUUCCUACAAAGCUCUCCUGCUGACACGAAGAGACAGGGAAGUGAAAGAUGACCAGGAAGAGAAGGAAAAGACGAGGGGACUGAUGGAAACAAACACAUGCACUGUGUAUAUGCACUAUAGUGGCCUGAUAUGAUGGAUACAUUUAGUGGGCUGAGAUGACUGUUGCUUACAGAACACCUCAACAGUUUGAGUUUCAGUGUGUUAUUUUUGCUUCUUCUCCGGAACAAUGUGGAAAAAAUGGAAACUCUAUCAGUAACCCAGACUCGUUAUGAAGUGAAAAGGUCAACUUUUUCCACUUCUGCUGGAAAUGAAAUGUUUCCUUCAGCUUUGUUCUCCGACAGACUGAAGUCUGUACUAGACGUACCGAAAUGAAGUGAAUAUUAAUCUUCUCAUCCGACUCAAGAUGAGUUUGAGCAUAUUUCUCCAAAUAUCAGUUUUACCACACCAGGAUCUACCAUGAGAUUAUAGACUUUCACCUGAAGUCUAGGCAAGGCUGGAUUAUCUCCCAAGCAAAGCAGGCGACUCCUCUCGGGGGCCCAAAGGCUUCAGGUUCACUGUGUCACAUUCACUUUGAGGUCAUUUAUUGAAUUGCAAAUUUGUUAAGGCAUAUGCUAUGCAGCACUGAAGCAAACAAUAUAAACCUAUAUGACUUGCAUUAUUACCUAUUUAUGAGGUAAUAUGCUGUAAAGGGGACCUGGUGUGAUUAGUAGGGGCGGAUCCAUGUGGCCCUGAGUCUAGUGCAUGCGUUUUUCUCUUUACGCUUUGAGAAAGUUACCCAGGAAAGACACAACCCUUCUCUGGCUCAGUGGGUCCUACUGUGUGAAAACAAAUCUUUUAACCAACAUUAGUCAAAUAAUUUUCACUCAUUUCAGUAUUGUCACAUUAUUGGAGGAAUUAAGAAGUAACUUGGUAACUGAGGACCAUAAAUUACACUGUUUCCCUGUAAUGUGACAAAUACCCGACAAACUAAAAUAACUUAAAAUGUCAACAUAUCCUUUGAGUGACAGCAACAAAUUGUACAGAUAUAUUGUCUUUUUUUCAUGAGUAUGAGAUUGUACAGUUGAGUUCGCUCCUUCUGUCCAGUGUAUAUAGAUAAACAGAGCUAACAGCUGUACUAUGAUCCCUAUGGUGUCAUGUCAAAACCACAACAAAUGAAAGGCAAGAUGAAGGAAUACAUUUUUCUUUGUUGUUGGGUUUUUUUAAGAGAACAAAUAAUUUAACACAGAUUUCAUGAGCUGGGUAUUAUUUUAUUAUUUUUGACAUGUUUUUGUUUUAAAAGAACAUCCAAAUUAAUAUAGUUGUUUUGUGCUAUAAUUUGUGGUAGAACUAUAGUCAUUUUAGUCCUCUACAGAAUGAGCAAGCACACAGUGUGAGUGUGAGUUUUUGGAGUGGUCUGGAGCUGUCUGACAGGUGUCAGGGUGGGAAAUGGAAAUAUUUGAAAAAGUGCUAUUUCUGGUGUGUCAUAGUUUGAUGUCUCAAUGUGGAUUGAACCACUCACCUCGUUUUUUGAGUUGUUCCUUUUACUUGAAGUGGUGACUCGUGUUUCAGUGAGACAGACUGAAGUCGACUGGUUUGAUUUAAUCUGGACUUUAAAGCAGAUACAACUUAUUUUCUGAAGACUCGGAGCCCCUCUCUCGUAGUUUAAAAAUAUCAUGCUGUGUUUUUAUAUAUGCAAGUCUGUAUUUGGUGUGUGUCCAUGACCUAUCAUAUGUUUUAGUCUGUUCUGCCACAUGCAUGACCUCAAGUCAGGAUUCUACUCAGAGCACAUUAUACUCUCUUAAAUGGUACUUUAAGGGAAGACGUUUUUCAUGACCAUAAUCUUGUAAUCAUGGGGAGAAAGAAGUCUCUUCUUUGGCCUGGUUAAAGUCAGUCAGUCAGUCAGUCAGUGUUCAUUCGAGAGGCCAGUUGAACGCACUAGUAGUACUCAUCACCCUGGUAUGUUAUGUAAUACAGUGCAGGAUGUUUUCUGAUGGAACUCAAACAAAGAAAAAGGAAGGGGAAAAGGAACAAAACCAUGAUUGAUGAUUUCAAAAUCUAAGAAGGUGCAGGAUUUCUACAGAGGUGUGCUUGACAGAAGUGUGCUCAGUGCUGCCACUGUUGGCAGAAUAUGGUACUGCACUUCUCUCCACCUAUGGCAGCACUGAGAUUAUUGCUACUGAAUAGAUAUGUGACUUAUCCAUGGGAUUUCAUUAGGAUGAUGAUUCAUUUUACACUUUGUAUUAUACUGUUGAAGUUAUUUUUCUUCUCAUUUUGCACCUGCCUAAUUUUUGUACUUUGUCUGAAAUGUUGCUGAAUUGAUUGUCCAGUUGAUGCCCUGAGGGAGGAGUGUCCCAGGUUCAUAGUUAGCUUCUCUAAGCUACACACAGAUAACAUCCUUAGGAGCUUCUACUAACUUUGGAGUCAUAAAACUCAUAUUGGCUUUUUUAAGAUUUUGCCUUGCUCCUGUAACACUAGUGGAAAUAGGGAAAAACAAAGGCUGCUGUUAACUAUCAGCUAACAACUUGACCCAUUCGUUUUGAUUAGAAGCGACUCUGAGAGUACACCAAUUAAAACAAACACAAAGUCACUGUAACCCCUUAGUAAAUAACCACAGGAAGUCACACCAAUCCCCAGGUAAUGACAAAAUAUUGUGCAUUUCACAUUUCAGUUAGGCAGAUGUAUGUUUUUGGUACCUAAUCACUGCAGGGAACAAUGGUACUGGCUGACUGGUGCCACUCGGUUUAAGACACAGCAGUAUCACUACUCAACUCAGAGCUCUUAAGUCUGUCCUGCAUGACCUGCUCUGUGUGUAUGUGUGUGUGUGCGUGUGUGUGUGUGUGUGUGUGUGUGUGUGUGUGUGCGCGUGCGUGUGUUUACUGUAUAUGUAUGUAUACACCCAUAUAGAUAGAUAGAUCAGUGUGACAGGAUGCAAUGGUACCUUCUGCUCUGAGAGGAGGUUUGUGCAACUCUUCUGUUAAUCUCUGUGUUGUAAUAACAGAUGUGCUCCAGAUAUAUGAGUAAACUACUGUUUCCAAGCUCAAGAAUUAACUUAACGCUCAAAUAGAAAAUCUCACUUUGAACAAGUCAGUGCUAUACCUGAGUCUCAGUACAGAUACCAAAACAAUACUUCUGACAAGACAAAGUUCUGAAAUGUUUAAAUGUAUGUAAAAAUGUACAUUUUCUAAAAUGAGUGAAAUGAAGUUGGCUAAAAUUUGAUUAAAUUAAAAAAACAAGUUUGACAUAUCUGAUCAGGUAUGUGAAGCCAACAUCUGGUACUUGACAGUUUUCAACACUCGCUGCUAUGAACAUAUUUCAGUUGGUACCUAAAGGUAUUGAUACUUGAUACCCAACCUAUUGUGAACUGUGACCCUCCAUCUGUUCUUGAUGUGUUUGUGUCCGUCUCCCUCUGACCUCAGCCUGUCUGCAGUCUACUGCUUGGAGUGGUGAAUUCCAGACUUUUACCAUCAUUUAUACUGUCUUCUAUCUGAUACCUCUAUUGUGCAAUAGAUCAUGUUUUUUUUAUUGUUGUUUUGUGUAUCCUGUAAAAAAGAAAGUCUGAUGUUUUUGAUAUUUAGCUUGUCCUUUUAAUAUGAUAAUUUAUGCACCAGCAACCACCCACUCCUUUGUCCUGACUAUGAAGAGAAAGUUUAAAUUUUGAUUGCAUUUCAGUGCAAGAAUCUACAAACCCAAAAUGCUUUUCAACUAUUUUGGAAAAAGAAAAUGGUUACACCAUUUUCAUUACUCAGUAUGUUUUAAUUAUCAACAAUGUUAGCAGUAAAAAAAAUGUAAAGGAUGACAGCUAAAAAUGGAAUUCUGUCUUACUGACAUACUAAUGCCUAAUAGUAAGCAGCCAAAAUAGUUUUUGGGGGGAGUCUUGUUUCAUUCUUCAUUUACGACAUUUUUUUAUUCUCUGAAGCUUGGGAUUUUUUUCCUGCCUUCAACUGCCCUUCCCCUGCAAAGACAAAAUGCUCUGAGCAGUCUUUAUUAAGAUGCAUACAAAGUGUAUACAGUCUGUAUAGCAUCAUGUCUGUUAUAUUUGUCCUAUUCAAAGUGAAGAUGCAGAAAUAGUAAACUUGACAAGGAACCAUUUGGAGGAUUGCUUACAGUUCCAAUAAACAGUGAAGACGGAACAGAUGUUGGUUUUAUUUAGAACAGUGAUCCUGUCUACAUGGUCUGUACUGUUUGCCAGAAUAAACAUUUCAGUUAAAUGAGAA